Sesamum indicum (sesame) is the source of this 1902-nucleotide messenger RNA. RefSeq names its product aspartic proteinase 36. NCBI's taxonomy places the organism in Eukaryota, Viridiplantae, Streptophyta, Magnoliopsida, Lamiales, Pedaliaceae. Gene Ontology annotation, molecular function: aspartic-type endopeptidase activity. The record is from RefSeq and is a predicted model, not a curated record. Gene Ontology annotation, biological process: proteolysis.
AGCCCAAGCCUGCUUCUACAGGGCAAAGUAACGUGCAACUUUCGUUGUUGGAUGUACAAUCAUCCUGAGCAUGCAAUUUUUAUAUGUAAUGUACGUGCGUAUAUAUAUAUAUAUAUAUAUAGUUCAAAUUCAAAAAUCAGUUAUCGGCCGUUGUCUCUCGCCCACUCUCUCUCUCAAAAUUCACGCCCACACACCAAUUUGCAUACGCGAAAUACAAUAACGUACAUAUACUUAUACAUGUACGUAUAUUUGUUAACAAAAACUAAUUUGAUACACACACAUAUAUAUAUAUAGCAGAAGAAAGAGAGGAAGAACAGGAAAAGGGAGUGGGGUUUGUUCAGCGGAAAUGCCGCCGGCGAUGACUCUGCUGGUGCAGGUGUUCGCCGCGGUGCUGUUGUUGACUUUGGAUGUGGGUGUGGCGGUUGGCGGAGGAGGGAAGAGCUUGGUGCUGAGUCUGGAGAGGACGAGCCACGCAGGAUUUGGGCUGAGUCAACUCAGGAACAUUGACCGGGUUAGACACGGCAGAUUGCUGCAGCAACAGCCUGCUGGGGUGGUUAAUUUCCCUCUCCUAGGCACCUAUGAUCCUUUUCUUGUUGGGCGAUACUUUACAAGAAUUAAGCUGGGAACUCCACCAAAAGAAUAUUACGUACUGAUAGAUACUGGAAGUCAUGUGCUUUGGGUCAGCUGCAAGAACUGCAAAGGUUGCCCCACGUACAGUGGACUCCAAAUAGAGCUCCAACUUUUUGAUCCAUCCAACUCAUCUACAGCUUCAGUGAUCUCCUGUUCUGACCGACCCUGUGCUCUAGGAUCAAGAUCUUCAGAUGCUGCUUGUGCUGAUCACAGUCGGUGCGGAUACAAAUUUCGGUAUGCUGAUGGCAGUGGGACGUCAGGUUAUUAUGUAUCAGACUCAGUAUAUCUGGAUACAAUACUCGGGAACCCAUCCAUGUCGAAUGCUUCAGCACCUAUCAUUUUCGGUUGCAGCACAUCACAUACUGGGGACCUUAUCUCGACAGAUAAUGCAGUUGAUGGUAUAUUAGGUUUGGGCCGAACGGGAAUAUCCUUGAUUUCACAACUUUCUGCACAGGGGAUCACCCAAGGUGCAUUUGCUCAUUGCUUGAGAGGAGAAAAUGGCGGUGGUGGUGUAUUAGUUUUUGGUCAGACAGAGGCCCCAAACAUGGUUUACACUCCACUUGUUCCAUCACAGUCACUUUAUUAUGUAAAUCUACAAAGUAUUGCUGUAAAUGGGCAGAACCUAAACAUCGAUCCUUCAGUGUUCGCAACAUCAAACGAGAGAGGAACAAUAUUGGACUCUGGGACAACAUUGGCAUUCCUUGCAGAAGAGGCCUUCGAUCCUUUUGUUAAAACAAUCACACAAGCUGUUGUUUCGAAAUCUGCGCAUGCUAUUUUUUCUAGGAGAAACCACUGCUAUCAGACUAAUUCCAGCGAAAUGUUCCCACUAGUUCACUUAAAUUUUGCCGGUGGUGCCUCAAUGAUACUGAAGCCCCAAGAUUAUCUUUUGCAACAGCGUGCAUCCGAUGGUUCUACGCUCUGGUGCGUUGGCUUUCAGAAUAAUGGUAAAAUGACAAUUCUAGGAGAGCUGGUUCUGAAAGAUAGGAUGGUGGUGUAUGAUUUGGCGGGUCAAAAGAUUGGAUGGGCCGAUUACAACUGUUCAUUGCCUGUUAACUUCACCAACACCUCAGCGACAACCGCCACAGACACAGUCAGAAAUAAAGCAGACGAAUCUUUCCCCAGAGGAGGACGAGCUGAUAAUAAGAAUUCAGCCCAUUACAGGCCUCACAAGCUAACGCUGAGCUUUUUUACUUUCUUGUUGCAUUCUAUGGUAUUCUUCUACUUUUGUAGGAAUUGAUGGGCCGAUUAGAGGUUUUGUAGAUGUUUGUAUUG